Molecule: messenger RNA, 429 nt
Organism: Malus domestica (apple)
Lineage: Eukaryota; Viridiplantae; Streptophyta; Magnoliopsida; Rosales; Rosaceae
Source: RefSeq, a predicted model, not a curated record
AUGGAGUUUGAGCAUAAGGCUUAUUGGGCAAUUAAAGAGUUAAAUUUUUCAUAUCACUCAGCUGGGGAACAACGUAAAUUGCAGCUCAAUGAGCUGGAGGAAAUUCGUCAGGCUGCUUAUGAAAGUUCUCGCAUCUACAAGGAAAGAACUAAGGCGUUUCAUGAUAGUCAAAUUUUACGAAAAGAAUUUCAACCAGGGCAAAAGGUUCUGCUAUUCAGUUCACGGCUAAAGCUGUUUCCAGGGAAAUUGAAAUCUCGCUGGACUGGGCUAUAUUUGGUUACUAAAAUCUAUUCUCAUGGGGCAGUUGAAAUAACUAAUGAGGCUCAAGGCAACGCAUUCAAGGUGAAUGGUCACAGGCUGAAACCAUACGUGGAGUCACCGUUUGAUACUGCAUACGAGUCUUUGACUCUGAAGGAACCAGUGAUCUAG